This is a messenger RNA of Vitis vinifera (wine grape), 999 nucleotides long. RefSeq names its product protein BZR1 homolog 3. Gene Ontology annotation, molecular function: DNA-binding transcription factor activity. The record is from RefSeq and is a predicted model, not a curated record. Gene Ontology annotation, biological process: brassinosteroid mediated signaling pathway; DNA-templated transcription. NCBI's taxonomy places the organism in Eukaryota, Viridiplantae, Streptophyta, Magnoliopsida, Vitales, Vitaceae. The transcript is spliced from 2 exons. The coding region runs from base 240 to 887 and encodes 215 amino acids.
AGAUGGCAAGUAGAACCUAACUCCUCACAAUGCAAUCAUGCGUUUGUUACCGAAGCUCUUAGCUGCCUGUGACUCCCCCUGCCUCUCUUUGUGGGAGUGGGGAGUGGGUUUUUGAUUUACACAAAUCUUGAGCCGCCACCCACUCGCCAACAACCAUCCCCUUUCUUUGUCAAUCUCGUCACUCUCCACCCGCUUCUCUUUUUCCACCAUUUCUGUGAUCCAUUUUGAGAGAGAGAGUCAUGAAAGAUGCUACAGCAGCUGCAGCGAUGACUAGUAGUGGAAGAGGAGGAGGAGGUGGUAGUGGUAGUGGUAGUGGAGAGAAGGUGCGAAGCGUGAGUGAUAAGGAGAAAACCAAGAUGAGAGAGAGGCAGAGGAGGUCCAUCACCACCAACAUCUUCCACGGCCUCCGUAAGCAUGGCGGCUACCCUCUCUCCCCUCGCGCUGACAUUAAUGAAGUCCUCCGCCACCUCGCCAGCGAGGCCGGCUGGAUCGUCGACCCCGACGGCACCACCUACCGCCACUCCCCCACUCCCUCUUCUGGUUUCGCUUCUUGCCCCGUCUGCGGCGCCGGCAAGAGAAGUACCGCCUCCACGCCCACCAGCAGCGUCGUCCUCGGCGGCGAGUGCUCCACCACGACAUCCCCUCGCCGCUUCCAAGUCGGAGACUCAGUGCUUUCCCCGUACUUGGCUGGCUGUGGUGGGUCCGGCGUUGGUGAUGUUGUGACGUCUGAGCGUGACAUUCCUCUGGCACUCUACAUGUACGGUGGACUUCAGCAUUCCGGAACGACAGGAGAACCGUCGACGGCAGCGGUUACAUAUCAGCAGCAGCGGCAACUGUACCUGCAAGAGGCGAGAGCACCGAUGACCUCUCCUCCCCGUCCGGCUUGAAAUCCCUAUUAUUCCCUUACGGCCCUUGUUCUAUAUUUCUCUUUUCCCUUUUUUGGAUUUUCUGCAGAAAAAUUAUUACUAAGAAAAGCAAUAUUAUAUUAUAUAGUGGAAA